AGAGACAGCGAAUGCUCUCGUGCGGGACGUUGCGCGGGCAAGACGCCUGACGCCGGCGCGGCCGCGGUGUAACGAGAGGUCAUUGCUGCUCGCGGUGUCUGGCGCGGCCCUGCAAGUGUCCGGCUCAGCCGGCGCAGAGCCUGUUGUGCGCUUCACCUGCAUUGACUCCCAUCACAGCAAGACUAUGAAGGUACAAUGGAAAUCUCAUUCUACAGGCGAGCAGAUGAGGACACAGACAAGGUGUUCAAGGCACAUAUGUUCUGGAACAGCACAGAAAGUGUCUUCUGCCUGCCACUUCUUCCUCACUGUAGACAGCAGUCUUCCUGAGGGACACUGAGGGGGCCGAUAGUAUUUGCUCACGUGUGCUUUUCCCUUGGAGAGUUCAGAACAUUGUAGCCAGCCUCCUGUGGAGUCAGUGAAUGAGAGAGGGGGAAGAUGGUGUGCAGAAGACCCAAGUCCCAGUCUAUUUGUAGCCUAGUACCAGGGAGUGAACACCAGGAGAUUCUUAGACUCUAUACGUAAAGACAAACCCGUGUUCCCCGUUCAUCAUGGCUUCAACUUCAAGUGGCCUCACUGCUGGGCGAGGUGUCAGCCCAAAGCUGAAGUCUGUGAAGGUGCUUGAGGUUCUGAAAGCUCUGGAGGAGGAACCUGGCUGCAUCAGGGAAGAGAUCUUUAUCUCCCCACCUGACAGUGCUGCAGGGGACUUCACGGAUGAGGACUCCGGUGAUGAAGAUGGCCAGCAAGGUGCCCAUCUGCCCAGCAGUGUCCUGCAUGCCUCUGUUGUGCCUGAGGGUGACAGCCCAGGGGAGGAGGAGGACCUGCUGCUACAACCAGCUGUGAAGAAGCAGAAGGCAGUAGUGGAACCUCAGCGAGUUUGGACCAAAAGAGAUAUCCGACCAGACUUUAGCCUUUGGAUGGGGUUAGAUCCUCAUAUGGAGGAUCUCAAAAGCCAGGAACUGAGUCCUGUAGGCCUCUUUGAGUUGUUUUUUGAUGAAGGAACAAUUAAUUUUAUUGUUAAUGAAACCAAUCGUUAUGCUUGCCAGAAAAAUGUCAAUCUGGGUCUCACAGCUCAGGAACUUAAGUGUGUUUUGGGCAUUUUGAUUUUAAGUGGGUAUAUAUCCUACCCCAGGAGAAGAAUGUUUUGGGAAACAUCUCCUGAUUCACAUCACCAUCUUGUAGCUGAUGCAAUUAGAAGGGACAGAUUUGAACUGAUAUUUUCAUAUCUGCAUUUUGCAGAUAACAAUGAGCUGGAUGAAAGUGAUCGGUUUGCCAAGGUUAGGCCUCUUAUUGUCCGAAUGAAUCGCAAUUUCCGGCAGCAUGCACCGUUGGAAGAGUUCUACAGCUUUGGCGAGUCCAUGUGCGAAUACUUCGGGCACAGGGGGUCUAGGCAGCUGCCCACAGGGAGAUCCGUGCUGCUGGGCUGUAAGAUGUGGUGCGGCACGACCAGCCGGGGGUAUCUGGUGUGGUUUGAACCCUCGCAGGCCACGCUGUUCACCAAGCCAGACCGGGGCCUGGACCUGAGGGGCAGCAUGGUCAUAAAAUUUGUAGAUGCACUUCAGGAACGUGGUUGUCUGCCAUACCACAUAUUUUUUGACAAGGUUUUUACAAGUGUGAAACUGAUGUCCAUUUUGAGGAAAAAAGGGGUGAAGGCCACAGGAACUGUAUGUGAAUACAGGACUGAGCGAUGUCCCCUUAAAGAUCCCAAAGAACUCAAGAAAAUGAAGAGGGGUUCCUUUGAUUACAAAGUGGAAGAGCAUGAGGAGGUCAUUGUGUGCCGCUGGCAUGACAGCAGUGUCAUCAACAUCUGCUCCAAUGCCACCGGCAUAGAGCCGGUGGGGCUGUCCAGCCGUCCAUCUGGAGCAGCCAGGGUACAGAGCCAGGUCUGCCAGCCGUCCCUGCUGAGGCUGUACCAAGAGAAAGCAGGGGGUGUAGGGCGCAUGGACCAGAACAUGGCCAGGUAUAGGGUGAAGAUACGAGGCAUGAAAUGGUACUCGAGCUUUAUGGGCUACAUCCUUGAUGCUGCUCUCAACAACGCAUGGCAGCUGCACAGGAUCUGCUGCCGUGACUCACAGGUAGACCUCCUUGCGUUCCGCAGGUAUGUGGCCUGCGUAUACCUGGAGAGCAAUGCCAACAUGACGUCCCAGGGAAGGCGGAGCCGGCGGCUGGAAACUGAGAGCAGGUUUGACAUGAUUGGGCACUGGAUUGUACACCAGGACAAGAGGACCCGGUGUGCACUCUGCCACUCACAGACCAACACCCGCUGCGAGAAGUGCCAGAAGGGUGUGCAUGCCAAGUGUUUCCGGGAAUACCAUGUCCGGUGAUGUGUGGGCAAAGAGACCCCUGAUGAUGCCUGGCAGGGGGAGCUCCAGUGUCUGCUGUAUAGUGAGAUGUACAGCAGUUGGAGCACUUGUGUUUUAUUUGAAUUGCAAAAAAGAGACCUAAACAGGUGAUGAAUGAUGUGGUAUUUUCUCCCCAUCUCCGUAACACUUAUCUUUUCCUUUAAGUUUAUUAUGCCCACAUAUAAUAUAAAUUAACAUUUAUAUUAAUAAUCAUAAAUGUUUGGAAAUCUAUAUGUUUUGUUACAUUAUGUUAUUUAUGUAUUUUUCUUAUUCAGAAAAAUCUUGCUUUGGGAUAUAGCUGCAUCCUAGUAAGGACGAUCAUAUGUAACAAAAUCCUUUAGAGAAACUUUCAUGAACAAUAAAAUAGGUUUCACAAUUGUGUUGUAAUGAUUAUAAUGUAAGAUAUAGGCAAUAGUAUAUAAAUCCUGUAUCAAUAUAAUGAAGGAUAUGUUAGUUAUACUUAUUUCACUUUAACUCAAUGCUACCAAACUGUCCAGGCAUAGAUAAUCUGCAUUGUAUUUAUCCAGAGGGCUACAUUUGUAGUUUGUAUUUUCUUGAUAAAAAAUAUUUUCCUAAUAAAUAUAUAUCCAUGUGGAAUUCACUUUUUAUAAAUAGUAUGAGGUGUAAGGAUCUGUUUUUUUCCCCCUCAGAUGGGUGGUUUGCAUAAUUAUUUGGCCACUGAUGUAAGUUCUAUCUUUAAAAGUUUCUGAAAUCAGGAAAACUAUUGAAAUCUAGGAAAUAUUUUUUGUUGGAAAACCUAAUGGAAUAUAUUGCAGAAAAAUAAAAAAUUAAAAAUAUUUAAAAAAAAAUACAAAAUAAUUUGGAUCUAUCAAAAAUCAAAGAAAGCAUGUUGAAUAUUUUUCUCUUUGUUUGGGAAAGAACUUUCUAUAAGCACAAAUCAAAAAGGAACACGUCAGUAUAUUUGACUGUAUAAAACUAUAAAAUUGACUUUCAUUAUCAAAGUUAAAAUGCAACGAAAUUGAGAAAACACUCCAAAUUGUUACAUUUGUAGUAGUAUCCUCAGUGAAUUGAGAUUUCAUAAAAACCUAGAUGACAAAGGUAAAAUGUACAAUGUUAUAUAAAAAGACAAAUGAUGGAAGAUGUAAAACAAAUGA
Pteronotus mesoamericanus is the source of this 3454-nucleotide messenger RNA. RefSeq names its product piggyBac transposable element derived 2 (gene PGBD2). The record is from RefSeq and is a predicted model, not a curated record. Gene Ontology annotation, molecular function: sequence-specific DNA binding. The transcript has 6 exons. NCBI's taxonomy places the organism in Eukaryota, Metazoa, Chordata, Mammalia, Chiroptera, Mormoopidae. Bases 549 to 2321 code for a protein of 590 amino acids.